UACUGUCCAAUAACACUCACAUAAAGAGAAGCCAAUUGAUUAUUUUCCUAUAAAUCUGUGCCAUAAGUCGAACAAAAACCACAGAACAGUUCACAAUGGCGCCAACUAUCAUUUUAAUCCGUCAUGCACAGGCUGAGCAUAAUGCUACCAAGGACUAUUCCAUCCCGGAUCCCGCCCUCACCGUCCUCGGCGCUGGUCUCCAAUGCGACGCCCUCCGCGCAGCCCUCAAGGAGCUCCCCCUAGAAAUUGACCUCAUCGUCUCGAGCCCCAUGCGGCGCACCCUGCAGACUACCACUAACGCUCUCGGCUGGCGCAUGGCAGAAGGCUGCCCCGCAAUCGCCCUCGCUGAGUUCCAAGAGAACUCCGCGAAGCCAUGCGAUACGGGCUCUGACGCCGCGGCCAUGGCGGCGGAGUGGCCGGCGUUCGAUUGGAGCGAGGUUGACCCUGUGUUCCCUGCCAAGACGGGGCUUUAUGAGUUUUCGAAGGAUGGGCUGACGCGGAGAGGGGUGGAGGCGCGGAAGUGGUUGAGGGGGCGGAAGGAGAAGGUCAUUGCUGUGGUGUCGCACGCGGGGUUUCUGAGGGUGGGUGUUAGCUAUUGCCAAUAUGCCAAUGCGGAUUUUAGGGUCUUUGAGUUUGCGGAGGGGGAGGAGGAGGUCGGGGGGAGGCUGGUGGAGUGGGAGUUGACGGAGGAGAGAGCGGGUGGGUUGGGGAAGAGCGAGAAGGGUGUUUUUGGGUGGGAGACGCAGCAUUUUCCGGAGGAGAAGGUGGAGGAAGGGGUUCCGGCUGAGGAUGCGCAGGGCGCGAGCGCGGUGAAAGUUGCUUCGUGAGGGUGAGGAGAGGGGUUUGGUUUGAGGUGGCAUUUUGGGAAGCGAGGUGUUGGCACGUUUUGGUGCGACGUGAGAUUUGGAGAGGCGGCACGUUUUGGUAUGGUAUGGCAUUUGGAAAGCAUGCUGUCAAUAUGCGUUCUUGCGUUAGUUUUGGAGGCGGAUAGAUUUCCUUUUGGGGAAUAUUCGUUUCUUGCAUUAAAUUAGAGGUCUGAUAGACUUUUUUUUAGAUAAUAUGUAUAUUUUAUAUUUUGUCUUAUUUUAAAUGCUCGGAGAAUAUUUCCCGAAUUUACAGAAG
Pseudogymnoascus verrucosus is the source of this 1122-nucleotide messenger RNA. RefSeq lists its product as uncharacterized. Gene Ontology annotation, molecular function: phosphatase activity. Gene Ontology annotation, cellular component: cytoplasm. The transcript has 3 exons. Lineage: Eukaryota; Fungi; Ascomycota; Leotiomycetes; Thelebolales; Thelebolaceae. Bases 96 to 827 code for a protein of 243 amino acids. The record is from RefSeq and is a predicted model, not a curated record.